This is a messenger RNA of Pyrus x bretschneideri (Chinese white pear), 809 nucleotides long. RefSeq lists its product as uncharacterized. NCBI's taxonomy places the organism in Eukaryota, Viridiplantae, Streptophyta, Magnoliopsida, Rosales, Rosaceae. The transcript has 3 exons. The coding region runs from base 298 to 624 and encodes 108 amino acids. The record is from RefSeq and is a predicted model, not a curated record.
CUAAACCAGCACCAAAGGGGAGAAAAACCCAGGGUUUUGUUCCCACUGGUUACUCUUGUAAUCAUUUUCUCAGCAACCAAACACCUUUGGAAAAAAAAAAAAAGAAAUAAAAAAAAGCACCUCAAACAAUCUUCAAUCGCCUUCUAAUCAAAAUCCGCUCAUUGUUUCGUCUGGAAGGUUUAAUUUUCGGUAAGAAGUUACUUUCUCGUCGUAUCUCCCUCAAUUUUCUCAGCAACCAAACACAAACUUGCACUAAUUCAAGGUUGUGCAGGCUCUGAACUGAACUAGUUUACAGUCAUGGCAACCGAAGAGCCAAGAGACCCGUUCAAAGGGGUGGAUUGGAAAGCUGUUGGCAAUGACAUGCAGAAGGACCCCGGUGUUAAACCAGGGAUAAAGAAGCGGCUUCCCAGAAAGAUUAGGCAGAUUCCGGAUUGCUAUUUUCUUCCCCGAAGAUCCCUACCCUACAACAUUGCGUUUUUUGGAGCGUGCAUUGCUGGUGGAAUUGGUGCUGGCAUGCUGUUGGAGGUCUGGAUAAACAAGAAAGUUAGAGAGCCUAUGCUAAUAUAUUCCUGCUUCGGUGUUGCAGAGGAUGGAGGCGUCAUAUGGGAGUUCGACAAAAAAUAGCCUUAGAUAGAUGGAAUCGUUGAAUGUGACGGCAUUAAAAACGUCCCGCCUUCUUCCUGUACCUCUUCUCUUUCGGAAUUUUCUUUAAAUCGGCAUAGGCUGUAAAGAUUUUGGAAUUCGAUUUCUACGCCGAUGUUUGCUCUUGAAAUUUUUGUGCAAUGACUAAUGAGCAUACGAUGUUCUCA